CAAAAGAGAGACUCUACAGCGGUGGGUAAUUCACUGGUCCAUAAGCGGUCUCCUUUACGUCGAAGCCAUAAGACCUCAGCAUCUCUGACUAAGCUGUCGUUAUGUGAUGGACAGAAAGCCAAAAAGCCACUGUGUAAAUUUGAAGAAGGUCAGGAUGUCCUAGCUAGAUGGUCAGAUGGCUUGUUUUAUCUUGGAACUAUCAAAAAGAUAAACAAAUUGAAACAGAACUGCUUCAUUAUAUUUGAGGACAGUUCCAAAUCCUGGGUUCUCUGGAAGGACAUACAAACAGGAGCCACUGAAAGUGGGGAAAUGGUCUGUACAAUAUGUCAGGAAGAGUAUUCAGAAGCACCGAAUGAAAUGGUUAUAUGUGAUAAAUGUGGGCAAGGUUAUCAUCAGCUGUGUCACACACCAAAUAUUGAUUCCAGCGUGAUUGAUUCGGAUGAUAAAUGGCUCUGUCGACAGUGCGUUUUUGCAACAACAACAAAGAGGGGUGGUGCGCUUAAGAAAGGACCAAAUGCCAAAGCACUGCAAGUCAUGAAACAAACAUUACCGUAUAAUGCAACAGACCUUGAGUGGGAUGCAGGUCAUAAAACCAAUGUCCAGCAGUGUUACUGCUAUUGUGGAGGACCUGGAGACUGGUAUCUAAAGAUGUUGCAGUGCUGCAAAUGUAAGCAGUGGUUUCAUGAGGCUUGUGUGCAGUGCCUCCAAAAGCCAAUGCUUUUUGGUGACAGGUUUUAUACGUUCAUUUGCUCAGUUUGCAGUUCUGGACCAGAAUACCUCAAACGUUUACCCUUGAGAUGGGUAGACAUAGCACAUCUAUGCCUUUACAACCUAAGUGUUAUUCAUAAGAAGAAAUACUUCGAUUCAGAGCUUGAACUCAUGGCCUACAUUAAUGAAAACUGGGAUAGAUUGCAUCCUGGUGAGCUGGCAGAUACACCAAAAUCUGAAAGAUAUGAGCAUGUACUGGAGGCAUUAAAUGAUUACAAGACCAUGUUUAUGUCUGGAAAAGAAAUAAAGAAAAAGAAGCAUUUGUUUGGCUUGAGAAUUCGUGUUCCUCCUGUGCCACCAAAUGCUGCUUUAAAGGCUGAAAAAGAACCAGAAGGAACUUCUCAUGAGUUCAAAAUUAAAGGCAGAAAAUCAUCUAAACCAAUCCCUGACGUGAGGGAAUUAAGUAAUGGUAUAGAAAGAAAGGGGAAAAAAAAAUCAGUAGGUCGUCCACCUGGUCCCUAUACAAGAAAAAUGAUUCACAAAACUCCAGAUACAUCUCCUCUGGAUAACGAACCAGUUCCAGUUAUAGAGAACCCAGCCUUGGAAUUACCCUGCACUGUUGGGAAAUCUGAUGGAACUGCGCAUUCAUCCAAUACCUCAGAUGUGGAAUCCACAGGUGCUGCCAGUAUGAAAGAAACUACCUCAUCUAGCAUUUCCAGACAUUAUAGUUUAUCUGACACGAGAAAAAGGACUCGUACAGGAAGAACUUGGCCUGCUGCAAUACCACAUUUGAGAAGAAGAGGUCGCUUUCCACGAAAAGCACUCCAGACUCAAAAUUCAGAAAUUGUGAAAGAUGAUGAGAGCAAGGAAGAUUACCAGUAUGAUGAACUCAAUACAGAGAUACUUAACAACUUAGCAGAUCAGGAGUUACAGCUCAAUCAUCUAAAGAACUCGAUUACUAGUUAUUUUGGUGCAGCAGGUAGAAUAGCUUGUGGGGAAAAAUACCGUGUUUUGGCUCGUCGGGUGACACUUGAUGGAAAGGUGCAGUAUCUUGUGGAGUGGGAAGGAGCAACUGCAUCCUGACUGUAGGACUGAACAUUAUGUUCACUGCACUGUCAUCUGUAAGUACAGUUCAUAAUGCAGAGCCACGAGAGAAACGUGUCUUUUAAUGUGUUUCUAAAAACAAAACAAAACCAGUUUAGCCUUAACAUGUAAUUGUUAUCAUUACAGCUCUUGUGAUAAAGACUUAUCUUUUUAAAAUCUGAUCUGAAACUUAAAUUUUUUAAUCUGAACAUUAUUAGAUUGUUUUAGGUUGGGAUAUUUUGGGUUACAAUUGCUUAAAAAUGUGCAUGGUGUUUAAAA
Messenger RNA from Charadrius vociferus (killdeer), 2070 nucleotides. RefSeq names its product metal response element binding transcription factor 2 (gene MTF2). The coding region runs from base 310 to 1791 and encodes 493 amino acids. The transcript has 15 exons. Gene Ontology annotation, cellular component: nucleus. The record is from RefSeq and is a predicted model, not a curated record. Lineage: Eukaryota; Metazoa; Chordata; Aves; Charadriiformes; Charadriidae. Gene Ontology annotation, biological process: regulation of DNA-templated transcription; chromatin organization. Gene Ontology annotation, molecular function: chromatin binding; DNA binding.